Pectinophora gossypiella (pink bollworm) is the source of this 1107-nucleotide messenger RNA. RefSeq names its product coenzyme Q-binding protein COQ10 homolog A, mitochondrial. The coding region runs from base 254 to 931 and encodes 225 amino acids. Gene Ontology annotation, biological process: cellular respiration; ubiquinone biosynthetic process. The record is from RefSeq and is a predicted model, not a curated record. Lineage: Eukaryota; Metazoa; Arthropoda; Insecta; Lepidoptera; Gelechiidae. Gene Ontology annotation, cellular component: mitochondrion. Gene Ontology annotation, molecular function: ubiquinone binding. The transcript has 3 exons.
UUUUCAGCUAUCGACAGACAUUAGGCAUAGACACCAUCACUAGACGGAAGUCCCGUCGAGUGUCGUGUCGAGUCGAAACAAAUGUCAGGUUACUUGUUCACGAAUAAAGUUUUAUUUUACCAACCAAAAAUCCAGUGUUCUGAGUGUUCGUUUUAGUAUAUUAUGUAAUUCAAGCCAGAUAUUAUCCCUGCGACAAUGCAUCUAUUAAUUCUAUAAACCAAUUUGUUACAUGUAAUUCUAGCUAAUACAAAUAAUGGUUUCCAUUCGACGUUCCUGCUCCUUUACAUCGGAAUUUAUAUUAAGAAAACGUGACUUUGUAAGUUUUCAGGGUCAUUACGUGAAUAAACUAGUAUGUCGAGACAAAACACAUCAUUGCCAAUGUCAAGGGAUAAAGCAACGUCGAACUUUUAUCAGUUUCCCAAAAGAAAGUCGCAAAAGGGAAUAUGCUGGCAGACAGUUGGUUGGAUACACAAUGGACCAGAUGUUUGAUGUUGUGUCAGAUGUUGGAAAUUACUACAACUUUGUGCCAUGGUGCAAGAAAUCCCUUGUGGUAAAAAAAACUCCAGACCAUCUCAAAGCAGAAUUAAUUGUAGGGUUUCCCCCUAUAAACGAGAGUUACACAUCUAAUGUGACUUUAGUAAAACCAUAUUUGGUGAGAGCAGAGUGUAUGGAUGGCAAGCUGUUCCACCACAUGCUCACUUUGUGGAGAUUCAGCCCUGGACUAAAACGAGAGCAAAAGUCGUGCGUUGUAGACUUCCAAAUUCAAUUUGAAUUUCGUUCCGCUUUCCACUCUCAUUUGUCAAAUCUAUUCUUUGACCAGGUAGCUCGACAAAUGGAAAGUGCAUUUAUAAGAGAAGCUGGUCGACGAAAUGGUCCAGCCACCAUGCAACCCAUAAAUUUACUUGUAAAUAAACAAGCUUUAAAAAGUUGACAAAAGUAAAAAAGAAUUUAAUAAAUUGUUACUAGUUACCUACUUACCUACCUAUUUAUUGUGUCAAUAUUGUGAUGAUUAAAAAAUAGUUGUGUAUUAUUUAUUUAAGAUAAAACAAUGAUUGCUUUGAAGCAAAGCUUCUGUUUUAAUUCUAUAUAAAUUACCAAGCAUUCUGA